UUAUUGCUCUGCUGUGACCUGCUUUGUCGUGCGUGUCUCCUCCCUGGUCAUGUCAGUGUGAAACAGCUCCCUCACUCACGUUACUGGUGCUGGAUGGAAUCACUGUUACAGUCAUGGUCUGGAGACUGACUGUUUUAGCUCUUGCAUGUUCACUGGUGCUUGCACAGCAUGGAAAGCGUGAUCCAAGAACACUGACUUUCUCCAGGUCAACUUCAGUAGGACAGGACGGAAGUGUCCGUAUACAGCGGGGGACACGGUCACUGAAGUCCAGCUUCGUAGAAUGUACAACUCCUGUGACUCCCAGAGAGCACGCAGCCCUGGAGAGCAACACAUUCGAGACAGUUUUUCAUGGAGAUGACGGCUCUAGUUUUAUUUUAACGUGGGUAGGCAAUGGAACUGGGGUUAUCCUGGUUUUGUCCACAGUCAGUUCUCCACUGGAAUCUUUUUAUGAACAUGGAUCCAUUCGACUGUACAGGAGUGAAGAUUAUGGAAAAUCCUUUCAUGACAUCUCCUAUACCAUUGGCAAUUCGUUCAUAAGAAAGGAAUUUGGGAUAACUGUAGGCCCAGGGAAUUCACAGAAGUUGAUUUUGACGGCCGAGCUGCCCAUUGCCAACCUCCCAGGAGGACUUAUAUUUACUUCCACAGACUCGGGAAAGACAUUCAGAUCAGUACAGUUACCAUUCCACCCAUCUCAGCCCAUUACCUUCCAUCACCAAAACUCAGAGUACCUGCUGGUCAUCUGCACACAGGGCUCUCUAUGGCUCUCACAGAACUUUGGGAGGAGUUGGUCUAAAAUCCAUGAUGGAGUUUACUCUUAUACAUGGGGAUCCAGCUUCAGUCUUUUUUUCAGCUAUAGGCCUAAAGUCACAGAUGUAGUAGAGGCAGACAGGCGAGGCGACCUUUUUUUGAGACGCACAGAAGACCUAGGGCAAACUUUCACAACCAUUGCUCAGAAUAUCUUCUCCUUUGGCUACAUUGGAGGAUUUCUAUUCACCUCUGAAAUGGAGAAUCCGGGUUCUUCUCGGGCUAUUUAUGUUUCUUUGGACCAUGGUGAUCAAUUUACCAAAGCCUUGCUUCCAUCAGUCACUUCAGAGCAGUUCUACUCAGUUUUGGAUGGCGAUGAAGAUAUGAUCUUUAUGCAUGUGGACAGUCCUGGAGAUGAGACAUAUUUUGGGACAGUGUAUACGUCUGAUGACCGUGGCAUCCUGUACACCAAGUCUCUUGAACGGCAUCUGUUCGGUAGUGAAAGGAAGAGUGACUUUACAAAUGUGACAUCAUUGCGAGGAGUAUAUCUAACCAAUGUCUUUGAGGAGGAUGGACGAAUUUGCACAGUCAUCACAUUCAAUAACGGUGGAAAGUGGGGGCCAAUAAAAAAGCCAAAAAAUGUGGAGUGUGAAGAAAGCAUUAAACGGUGUAACUUGCACAUUCAUGGAGAGCACAGCCACUACAGUGGCAUUUCUCCCAUGCUGCCUCUGUCUCAUCCUUCUGCUGUUGGCUUGAUCAUAGCUCAUGGCAGUGUCGGGGAAUCCAUUUCAGCAUCUCCGCCAGAUGUGUAUGUUUCCUCGGAUGGAGGGUAUAACUGGAUAUGUGCACUGAGAGGGCCUCACCAUUACAGCAUACUGGAUUCAGGAGGACUGAUAGUGGCUGUGGAGGUUCGCAAAGAUCGACAGACCACUGCUAUAAAAUUCUCCACAGAUGAAGGUCAGUGUUGGAAGACUUAUAAUUUCACAGAGCAUCCCAUGUACUUUGCUGGCCUUACAUCUGAGCCUGGCACUAAGACUCUGAAAAUCAGUGUGUUUGGUUAUCGGCCUGAUGAUGACGAUCAGCCUCUGUGGGUUGCAGUGACUAUAGACUUUGUGCAGCUUCUAACCAGAGAAUGUAACGAGCAGGACUACAUACAAUGGUUAGCCCAUUCUGAUGACGAACAACAAGAUUCAGAGACAAAUGGAUGUGUCUUAGGCUACAAAGAAACUUUUCAAAGACUGAAAAAGAUGUCCGUCUGCCAAAAGGGACAUAACUAUGUCGUCAGUAAGCAACAGAAACCAUGUCCCUGCUCCAGAGAAGAUUACAUGUGCGAUUAUGGUUAUUAUCUCCAUGAAAACAACUCUGAAUGUGUGAAACAGCCUGAGUUCAGAAACAAAACACUGGAACUCUGUUUUAAUGGGGAGUUAGAAGAGCUCCAGACCACAGGGUAUCGAAAGAUCCCCAGUGAUAAAUGUGAGGGUGGCUUUAGCCCCCCACGCCAAAUGGAUGCUGCCAACAUGAAAUGUGGGAAUAACAGCCAGCCUUCCCUUAUAAGCCAUCAGCCUAAUAGACUAAAGGCGGUGUGGUUGAUGAUUGUGAUAAGUGUCAGUGUUGCGACUGUCAUGGCUAUCAUUACUGCAGUUACAAUGACUGUACUGCGGAUAAACUACAGGCAAAGGUCCAUUUCAUACCAAUUCUCAGCUCUCCAGCUGCAUGAGGAUGAAAUGUGUGUUGCCUCUGAGAGGACUUCAAACAGUAACCAAGCCAUCUACCAAGAAUAUUCAGAUGAUGCAAGUCAGAUCGCAUUCCUUGUUUCAUCUGAACCCAGUAAGCAGUAUUGUAGUCUUACUAAGGACUGACAAAUCAAAACUGCAUGCAGUGGAUUAAAUUAAUUUAAAAAAUAAUAUUACCAUAAACUUUGGUCUGAAUUUCCAGUUAGAUCAAGAUCUGUGUUUUUCAACUCCACUGCUUAAAGCACGUUGAGCUGUACAGUUUCAAGUUCUCCUUAUGGCAAAUGCCCUUAAUCCUAAUCAUGGAAGACUAAGUAGUUGUUACACUACAUGUGUGAGCAAACAAAACUUGUAUCUGUUCACCAUAUCAGGGUACAGCCAGUUUGUAGUCUUUUCCAAAUUCUGAUUGGACAAAUUCAAAUUCAGCUUUUUUUCUUCAAACACUAUUAACAAUAGGAAAUAUUGUUUUACAAUAAUCUAGAUAUAGAUUUAGAUCUCCAAUGUUGCCAAUGGUGAGAGUGGAAAGAAAAAAACUUAAGAGGAGCCAGAUUCAAAAGGGAACAUAUGCUCUUUUAUUCGAUAUUGGAUAUUAUAAACACGAGCGAGAGUGGAAUUUGGGAGGUGGUGGAAAAUUAAUUGGUUCAGUAAGAAAACAUGGUUGAUUGUUAUAGAUUUAAAUCACUUUAAAAUACUUAUAAGAAUGGAUAGUCAUCAAAAUAAUAUUCUGAGGUAGAUGUGAAUUUACUUCAAUUUUUGUCAAUUGCUAAUAAUAUUAAAAACACUGGAAAUUCUGUAAAGAAUUUAUACAGAUAAAUAAUGUGUACAUUUCAGGUUGUUUUCUACAGCAUGAGUACCAUUGAUCUUGAUUAACAUGCAAAUCUGGAAUGCUGUGCAACUUCAUUUUUCUAAAUCUUCUUGUUAUGCAUUCUGUAUCAUAAUGUGUCUGUGAAGAUUCUCAGUCACUAAGGUAUGGUUAUCUAGAAGAACGAAAAGAAUCUAGAACUUGCAGAUAUUCAGUAUCACACUUAGACAACUUUGGAUUAGAUUACAUAACUUGUAAAACUAAUGUACAUAUACUGUACAGUACAUUCAUCUCCAGAAGUAUUGGAAUGGUCAAUUUUUUGAAGAUUUUGAUGCAACUACUUUAAACAAGGUAUAUUUAAUCAAACAUUUAGUGCGAGUUACCUAAAUUUCAAGGCUGUGCCAUCUCACUGGUUGUACUGUACCAUAUUGAUCUUUUGAACACAAACCCAAAUAUAUUCAGACUAUAUAAAACAAAUUAAUUGGUACUAAGUGUAAAUAAUACUAAGUAAAAUAAUACAAAGUGUGCUUAAAAGAUGUAAAAUGUAAUGUAUAUUAUGAUUAGUCAUAUCAUGAUUAUUGCAGCAAUACAAGUUUACAUUUGUGAUACUUAAGCAAGGAUGAGUGUUUUGGAUCCAAGUCAGACCAAAACAAAAAAGCAUAUGGACAAGUUUGACAAGGUGGAUGAGCUCCAGAAUCAAUUUAAAAGGCUGUACAUUUUAAUCAAAAUGCAAGAGUAUUAAAACAUCUAAUUUUAACUCUCAUGAAUGGGAUAGAUCUGAACCUUAGAUUUCUACAAGAAAGCAAAUCUGUUUAACAAAAUACUUGACCAAAUAGACUUUAAGAUUGAGACUCUGUAUAAGUUUCAAAACAUAAUUGGAUAGUUAUAGGUGUGCGGCUCCGUACAGACCCCUGCUGUAGUUUAUGACUUUGACCACUGCUGACUCAGAAAAUGUAUGAGACUUAAACCCUGAUUGUGUUCAUAUGCAAGUAAAAGUCUAGCUGCUACAUUGUAGAUAUUAAUAGGUUUGAUAUAAGCUCAAAUUGGUUUAACAGCUAACAAGGACUAAUGUCAUUUUUUUAGGUUUAUUUUUUAAAGCUAUCAUAUCUAAAACACAAUUUGAUGAGGAAAUUGUGUUAUUUGAGGACAAUAACUCCAAACAAUCCACAAUUGUCGGGUUGUAUAUUUAUAGUCACACCCUCCAGUGUCAAUGAGGUUCCCUGUUCUGUUCUGUGAAACUAUCAUAUCUGCUGGAGCUACAGUGCAGGUUAGCCCAUAAGUGUGUAUUUUUUUGUCAGCAUUAUUUUCUUUAACACAUGAACAGAGACCUCAUCAUAAAUAUACCUGUCAUCAAAGAUACAUUAUUAUAGAAUAUACCUAAACAAACAUGAAGCCCAUGGAGCUAUAAAAUUUGCAGGAAAAAACGUGUGAUUCAGGUUUUUUCAGAAAAUGAAAUACCAAACACAAUUAAUUGUAAUUUAAAUUUUAUUUAAACCCAUUAUUAAAAAUGGAUAAAAUAUGUUAAAUAUGCUACUCUCCUGACAGUCCUACCUAAUUCAUGUAAAUCUACAAUUUCCCCAUCAUAAUGCCUAUUAGUCUCUACUUGUGGUAAACUUUGGUCUUUUCUGAGAAAAC
Molecule: messenger RNA, 4911 nt
Organism: Tachysurus fulvidraco (yellow catfish)
Lineage: Eukaryota; Metazoa; Chordata; Actinopteri; Siluriformes; Bagridae
Product: sortilin-like
Exons: 20
Coding region: 114-2603 (829 amino acids)
Biological process (GO): vesicle organization; endocytosis; Golgi to endosome transport
Cellular component (GO): Golgi apparatus; membrane
Molecular function (GO): protein binding
Source: RefSeq, a predicted model, not a curated record